This is a messenger RNA of Acanthaster planci (crown-of-thorns starfish), 6483 nucleotides long. Its product is annotated as short coiled-coil protein A-like. NCBI's taxonomy places the organism in Eukaryota, Metazoa, Echinodermata, Asteroidea, Valvatida, Acanthasteridae. The record is from RefSeq and is a predicted model, not a curated record. Gene Ontology annotation, cellular component: trans-Golgi network.
CUGAGUCAGCAGUGACGAGUGGAAAUGGUUUCAUCUCAACGAGAUUGGUUGUCCACGCGGGAAACCAUCUCAAGGAUGACCAGCCUGACGACUGUUCCGUUGACGAGCUAACGAGUAUAGCUGAAUGUGCCACUCUCUAAGCUCCCACAAUGCAGUGCUGCGUCAGAAUCAAGAUGGCCGGCGUUCUGUGAAGAAAAAGGAAUGUUCUCACUGGGGUUCAGAAACGAUCUUUUCUCCUGUCUCUGAUGCUGAAUGCUUUCCACAAGUCAACUUGAAACGAAGCAAUGAGUGCUAGUGUUGUUUCACCAUCAACACCCAGUUCAACAGAUGGGGAUAUCGGAGCAUUUGGCGGCAUGGAUGAUGACAGAGGCGUAAUUUCGCCCAGGCCCAUGAGUACCGACAGCAGCACCGGUGACCUAGCAAUGCGUAGCGCCAGCUUGGACUGUUCCCCUGAUGACAGUGAAGAUGCAGAGGAGAAGGCUAGACUCACUUGCCAGGUGCUGGAACUGCAGAACACCCUGGACGAUUUGUCCACCAGAGUGGACAAGGUUAAAGAGGAGAAUUUGAAAUUGAAGUCAGAGAAUCAAGUCCUGGGCCAGUACAUCGAGAAUCUCAUGUCAGCAUCGAGUGUGUUCCAGUCGACAUCACCAAAGAGCAAGAAGAAAUCAGGAGGCAAGGGGAAGAAGGCCGAUAAGUGAGUCCUGCAGUACGUCCAUGUGUGUGUGUGAGUGUGCCCACCUUGUGAAGCUAACCCCCCUGCUACCUGCAGCAGAGGUUGCAAGGAUGGCGCAGCAUCUCGAGUAUUGAAGAACUUUUUUUGCAUCCAUCCUGCCAUCCAGAGGAUGCCGGCCUCGACGAAAGUUCUGCUUUGUGACCUGCACGCCCACACUGCAGAAAUUUUGUCCGGGGUUUUGUUUAAGAAAAACACAAAUCUUGAGUCCGUGGAUGUUAAGAGAUUAUCGCCAACUCACUGUUUUACUGAGGAACUUGUCAGUGCUGCAUGGAUCCUUGGUGCAUGUAAGAAAUAUGCAACAUUGCGUAGCUAUAUUUGGUCGUCUGUUUACCAUUUUCAAGUGUUGUACAAAUGCUCUUCAAAAGAAAAUCUUGCAGUUUGGCUGAGGGGAAAACGUGACCGUUUUGUGAUUGUACCUGUGAAGCGGCAUGAUUUGUAUAAAAAACUAAAAGACUGGUAGUCUUGGUGUGUGGUAGUCAUAUUUGCAAACAAAACAUAUCUAACAGAUAUACAUGAAUUACAAAAUUUUGUAAUCCAACGGGUUCAACAUGGGAGCAUUUCACAACAUUAGCAUUACCUUGGCUUGCAUCGAUGCAUAGUUAGUCUUUACACCAAAUUAGAUUUGGCUCUCUUUUCACAGUCCAUGGACUGUGCUUUGUAUCAUGCCUUGAUUUCCUUUGAUUCCAUGUCUCCGAGUCUGAUUUGUGCACGGACCUUGCAUAGUACUAUGCAAAGUAACCAUAUACAUACAUAUACCGUGCAUGCAGACAGCCUUAGGUUUUUUUCCCCUUUUCGAUAGUCUCUUCUUGGGCACUUUACUUGAAAAUCUACAUACAGUAUUCAAUAGAAUUGGUAUGAUUGGUCACGUAUUGCUGGUAAAGGAGUGUUGCAGUGUACAUAAGAUGCUUGAUAUCAUAGUUAAUGCUUCAAAUAUCAAAACAAGUGCAGCACCACAACUGUUAGUGAAAAAAGUGAGAAAAGUUACUUGGAAAAUGAACAAAUGUAUUCUGGCAAAUUUUGACUCCUGAUGGGAAAUAUCAUUUUAAGUGAAAAAGUUAAAUUCUGGUCACUGUCAUUUCAGCUUGAUUUUUAGUUAAGUGCCUUGCUAUGCACUGUAUUUGACCUGUACCGACCAAGCUUCUUGUACAUAAGUGUGUAGGACGUCGUACUUGCAGUCAGUACCUUACUAACCACUAAUCACUGAGUGCUUAUUACAAACAAGUUGUCCCAGAUUUCUGAUUAUGUGUGUGUGCUAAAAUCGUGGAUUGGGUUUAAGCGAAGAUGGUUAUUCCAUCUAGCAUGUGAAAUGAUGAUAAGUCCAAGAUGUUUUGUGGCCAUAGUGUCAGAUGUGGGAUGUCAGAAGUUUGAUGUGCCAUAGUCGCUUUAUACUUAAUCUAAGCUUUUUUAUGCUCAGUAUUAAAAAAAAUUCCAACUGGAUGUCUUAGAGGGCAUUUUUGAAAAGUUUCAAAGGGUAAACAGCACAGUAAAAGUGUGAUUCUUGGCGACAGUCGAAGGUCCAUCUUUUUGGUCAGAGAUAACAAAACAGAACAGGGAUUCCAUACUGGCAAAGCAGUCAUGAUGAGGAUGAAUUCAAAGGUUUUAUGAGUGGGCUUUCUCUGGGGAAAGUGGGAUGGCAAAUUGUUGAGAAUGGAAACAAUUGGAAGGCCUCACCCAAAGCCAUCCAGAUUCUUUAGAAUUGGUGGCGUAUUGUUUUCAUAUUGCAGGUUUGAGGAAGGUUGGUCAUAGCCACUUGAGCUUUAUAUUGCUUCGAUGCCUCCUCAAAGGUGAAAAGAAGUAGGAUGUGUGAUUGGUUUCUUUUGUAGUGGUGGAAAUUACAGGAUUCAGCAAGGCUACCAGCAAUAUGCCAUGGAGAUAGUUUAAGAGGUUUUGAGAAUUGAGCCUUGUAUCGACAUAUGGGCUUACAGCAUGAGUAAAUGAUUUCAUUUGCUCCGUUGAUCUUGCUUUGCUCGAGGAAAAAAGGAAAAAUAAGACCCGUGUGGUAUUUGAAUGAGUUUGGCAGGAGUCGUCAUAGAAAUCAACCUAAAACAACAGCAUCUUCACUCUGUAAGAAGCACUCCAGUAUUUACAUCCAGUUCGUGUCAGUCUUGAAGUUGGUGUCAAAACUGUGCAGUCUCAAUUUUCAAGUCAAUCUUCCUUAUUAUGACAACAAUAUGUACUGUAAUUAAUGUGAUUCUAAUAAUGUACGAGGACUGAGUGGAUGCACAUGUCAGUGACAUACUGAUCUGUACUUGCAUUGAUGCUUUAGUUUGCGUGAAACUUACAAGAAACAUCAAGUCCAAACCAAAUGAAAAUUUGUGAACUUGUGCUGUCAUUGUACUUCAACUAACUUCAGCAUUGUCUGUGAGCAUGAUGCCCUGUUCUGUUCAAAAGUCGCUGGAUUGCAAACGCAAUCUUUUGCAAGUAAUUCAACUCCAAAACAUUGAGUACACAGACAGAAACUAGACCUGCAAGAUGUUAUGUGAUUGAUAUUUGAAGUAAGUACAUGCAUGCAAAGAUAUGUGCUCAAGACUCUGUAGCAUGUGUGUAGGUAAAAGAUGAUCACAAACCACCGUGUUCAGUUUGCUGAGAUGAAAUUGUGGCUCAACUUUUCCAACAAUUCAACCAAACAAUUUCUAAUAGCAUUUUUGUGCAUUCACUCGUAUGAUAGGAAUUGUUUUUCUGCAAAUACAUUGGUUCAGAUUGUUGUUGUGUUUUCUCUCUGUCCUUUUCUCUGCUAAAACAUUUUUAUAGUUGCGAGUUUUAUUUUGCCGAUAACGAACCACGAGUUCAUCCUAAAUAUUUGUAUAUCUUAUGUGCAAUAAUUUAACUUCUAGCAGUAUUUUUCUCUGUAAAUUAUAGGCACAUGUAGGUAGUGUACAUUGUUCAGAGUAGUUCUAUUGUUUUUGGACAGGGUCAUUGUAAAGUGUACAAGCACGUUUGUAGAAAAAAAAUGUGGGUAUGUUGAUGCAAAUCUGUUGGAAUUCACACAUGGCCAUUUGCCCAAGCUUGAAUGCACCGCAGAGCAUUGUGGAGACACUGCAUAUGGUGGAUUUGUUUUCUGGUCAUGUAAAUUGUGUAAUCAUGUCACCGUUCUCUGAGAUGGCAAACUUUGAUCCCGAUGUGUCUUGAGAAGCAGCAGUGCUUGUAUCUCCGCCGCAUUAACAUUUUCUACUUGAUUUCAGAUCGAAGGUGACUUGGAGCAGAAUUUUUUUUUCAGGUUUCUCUGGCCUCAGGCAAGAACGUGACUUGCUGUAAUUAUCCUUCCCUUGAAUCCAUGAGGGAAAAACAAACAGAGGUAUUCAAAUUGUAUAUUGUCAUGUAACAUCAGGAAAUUGGGAAAUUACAUUCUGGUUUCUUGUAGAGGCACAUCAAAUCAAUUUGUUUUGAAAUAUGUAACAAAUCAGUGUGGUCCAUUUCUCAUGACAUGUACAGGUACUGUCACAUGAACGGACAUGUAUUAUGCACAGCUUCUGAAUCUUUUUGGAGUUCUUAUUCCUCAACGUAAGAUGUGUUUGCUUUGUGAAGCGUGAGCUUCCUCAGACAGCCAAGGACAUUACAAAGAAAAUAAUCAGACUCCCAAAUGCUCUCUGUGCUCGGUCACAACAGUUCACUUCGGCUUGCUUUCUUACAUGCUGCCCAGUAGGCCUGUGUACUGAAGAUAUCAUACUGUUUACAUGUGCGUUUUCAUAUGGGAGUCAGGAUGGGAGGACGGGAUUGACGGAUUUGAUUUGGAGCUCCAUAGGAAAGCGUACAUGUCACAAAGCUUGAUGUCAGUGCAUACGCCUAAUGAACUCUGAAAGGAAAGCAGGCCAGGGAGAUUAAUUAAAAUAGCACUGUACUCAAUACGGGCAUUUCACAAUAGUUCACCUCGAAAAGUUAGCGAUGUGUUGGCCAAUCACAAUGCGCGAAAUCUGUCGAUCCUUUCCAAACACGCGCUGGGUCGACAAUAUCUCGCACUGUGAGCAAACUCUUGGAGGCUCACUAUUGUGAAAUGCCCGUAUUGAAAGCUGAUUACCUUCAAAUUUGAUGACUAUCAUCGGCUUAUGUUACGUCACUGCCUGUGCCGCUUGCUGAAUAUGUGACUUGUCUUUAUAAAUGAGGCUUGUAACAGAGUAGACUGCCAAAAUUGCUGGUUUUGCAGGGUGACACCUAUCCACAACUAAAUAAAUCCGGCAUUUAUAAAUACAGUCGAACCUCGUUAAUAAGAGCACUGUUAAUACAAGAUUCUGCUUAUAACAAGGAAAUGUUUAGGUCCUAAUUUCCUGUUAUUGUUUUCACUCCUGAUAACACGAGGUUCCUGUUAUGACAAGGUAAUUUGCCAAGUCCGAAGGAUCUCUUGUUAACGGGGUUCGACUGUACAUGUAGUUCAGUAGUGCACGUUAAGGAUUAGUAAAUGAAUCGCAGCAAUCUUGAAAUUAUCACCUGUAUCACCUGCUGCUGAUUAUUAGUUGCCAUCAAAAUGAUUGAUCAAUGGAAUGAAGGCAUUUUUAAUGUGACGAUUUAACGAUUUAAUUUCUUUUGUUUCAAAUUUAAUCUCUUUCUUUUGCCAAAGAGACUUGUAGUUGACAGGAGCUUGAAAUCAUUUUAACACGGCUGCAAGUUGAGUUUUAAGUUUUUUUUUUGGCAACACCAACUUGUCAUGUACAUCCGCAAUUUCCAUGUCUUUGAACAGCAUAUUCUCCCUCAUAAGGCUGGAAAGUGUUUCGUGCAUUACACCCAAGGACAGAUAUAAUCAAUAUCAUCAAACCAAGGGUUUUGGUUUUUCUUCUGGCAGUAUGUAGAAAGGUUUGUCAUCUGCACACUUGGAUUAUUUCCGAGUCAUAGCCUGCAUGUGAUGGUGGUUUAUUUUGGGACCCACUGAGCAGAUGACCUGUGAUAUUUUAAAUAGCUUUCAUUGCUUCUGAAUGUUGAUUUGGUCGUGUGUGAUGUAGAGACAAUAUCUUGGCUGUAGUGGGAACUAUGCUAUAAUUUUCUAUCGUGGCCGUUUGGUUUCCACAGGUGAGGUUCAGGUCUUGGUCACUGAUUCACGUUUCACUGGUUUACUGUCGCACCAAUUUGCUUCAACAGUGUUGAUAUGGGAGAAAAACUGAGGCAAAGUAAGUCUAUAGAGAACCCCAGGGUGUAUGCACAUUGUGUACAGGAUCCAAUGAGGUCAGUUUUUAUGAUCUGCAGAUUGGUGGAACCCCAAAAUGUUACAAUUUCAGCAUUGCCAAGUUUUGAAUCGGAGGGGGAAAAAGGUGGCUUUUACAGCAUUCUUACACAUGUAAUACUGGUAGUGUUUACAUGCAUGACUUUACAAACUGACAAGACUUGGAAGCAACUCUGUGGAAUUUGGAGAGACACACUGGUCGGGUGGACUCGUAUCUGAAAAUGCUUGUAGCAAAGACUACUCUUUUGAUUGCCUGAAGUGGUUUGGAAUAAAGCACUCAUUAUGACCAUCUGAACCACAUUUUUUUCUUUCUAAAUUUUCAAACUUCCUUUGAAUAUUAUACAAUGUAAUCAUCUUUUUGACCAAAUUUAAAUCCUCUAAAGUUUGAUUUGUUUCCUUGUUACUUCAAACUUUGAGAAGUGUAUUUAGUGUAGAUUUAAGUAUAUUGUGAUCGGAACACCUGUAAAAAAGACAUAGAUUCCUGAAUUUUAAGUAACCUGCUGUAUUUAUUGAUUUGUAAUCUUGCCAUUAUGCAAACAAUGAUGCUGAUGAAGAAAUCGUGGCUGUGAAAUAAACUGUGUAGCAGAGUAGUAGAAUCAAA